UUUAUAAUUUUAGAAAUUAAUCGUUACACGUUGUAGGCAGAUUUACAAUGAUUUCCAAUUCCUAAAAUCAGUGUCUGCUAAAAACCAUAAUAUUUAAGCCUUUUUUAAUAAAUGUAACUAAUUAAUAAUCCGAAAUUUUGUUCUGUAAAUGAAAGUCAAUAAUAUUCUUUGUUUAUCGUUAACGUUUGAUUAUCGAUUAUUGAUACUGCAAAUGAAUUUUGCAAAUUUUAUGUGAUAGAUCAAUGUAUUAUACCUCGUAUGUUAUAUUUAUAGGUUUCAAACAUUACUUCUAUAGAUUAUGCCAAUAUCAUGCAUGUAUAUUAAGUCAGAAAGGAAGAUACAUUUUAGCUGCUGAUAUUUAAUUAAUUAAUAUACAGCAGAAGAUAUGGAAGAUAUUAAUGCUAAGAGAAAUGCCAGAAGAAGGAGAAUUUUGGAAAAUUCAGAGAAACGGUUAUUGAAAAUUACUGGUAGAGACAACGAUAAUGAAUCAAAAGUCCAGAGUAUACAUUUAGGUUCAUUCAGUCAAACAUUCAUUGCUCCAGAUAUACAAAAUGAAACUUUAUAUCCAAAUAUAAAUAAUGAUAUAUCAGGUAUUGACAGUACUUCAUAUGAGACAAAAAGUUCGUCACCUCCAUUAUUAACAAAUCGCAUAAAUUAUGUAUUAUUGGCUGUUAUUGUCAAUAUACUACUCAUAUUACAACUGGAUCAUUUAUUUGGGAAGACAAUCACAAUACCAUACUUUCUAGUAAUGUUGGGACGUUUGUACAACUAUAAAAAUGCACGAGAAAUGCAAGAGAAUAAUCUACUGUAUGCUGCUUUGAUCUUAUGCAAUGUUAAGCCUGAGUUAACUUAUCAAUUAAAAAAGUUAGUAACAGUAAGUCAUAUGAUAGUUGGAGAUUUAGCUUUAUACAUUUUCAGUUUCACAUUAAUAUAUUAUGGAUUCUUUUACUGUUUAUAUAAUACGGACAUUCCUAUUAUCUUAACCAUGUAAAUUAGACAUGAAAUAUAAUUAAACAUAUGAUUCGUCAACUUUGCCCAAAUUUUUAUACAAAAAAAAAAUAUAAAUAUGUAGCAUAUCAAUCAGAUCUUUACAAUACACAAUUAUAAUAAUACAAAAUCAGUAGAAUUCGUUUAUUCCUCAUUUUUCACUAAUAUGUAAAUGAAAAAUUAUUAAAAAUAAAAGAGUGAUAUACAAUUAAAACUUAGAAAAACCGAACUUUUUCGGUUACGUACCGAAUAUAUCUGAAGAACGCGUGAUGUCACAAGUCUGCAACGGCGUUACAUACUUUCUUAACUUAUUAUGUAGCUCCUAUUACCGGUGCGCGUACAUACCAUGGUCGUAUACGUAUACGACCAUACUUUAAUUAGUUAAUUCGAUCAAUAAGUAAAUAUAUGUAACGAAAAUGUAAUCUAAUUGUUUCUAGUAAACUAAAUUUUUGUUUAUUGACAUAAA
Bombus terrestris (buff-tailed bumblebee) is the source of this 1453-nucleotide messenger RNA. RefSeq lists its product as uncharacterized. The record is from RefSeq and is a predicted model, not a curated record. The transcript is spliced from 4 exons. NCBI's taxonomy places the organism in Eukaryota, Metazoa, Arthropoda, Insecta, Hymenoptera, Apidae. Bases 386 to 991 code for a protein of 201 amino acids.